Messenger RNA from Ectocarpus siliculosus, 737 nucleotides. The record is from the annotation of a GenBank genome assembly. Lineage: Eukaryota; Phaeophyceae; Ectocarpales; Ectocarpaceae.
AUGGACCAUAGGAAUGGGAAACCGUCCGAGCUAACGAACGAAGCUGCGGCGAACGAGGCCGUCCUCGCGCAACAAGCGGUGCUAGAGAUUGUGGCAUUUCCGCCGGAUAGCGGGGAACAGGAAGAGGAGCAAGAUAGCGGGAGCCUAGAGCGAAAUCACAGCGGUCAGCUCAUCAGGCGGAUAGAACGAGAGCGCCUGGAAGAGGAGCGCGAGGUUUACAACAUCCACAUCGCUGCGGCCGCUUCCGCUGCCGCCGAUGCAGCCGUGAUGAUGGGGGCGCAGAACACGAGAAUGCGGCGUUUGGAAGGGGUCGGACGAGGUUUGGUGGAGCGUUAUGGACUGCGUCAACGGACGGAGAGGAGCGAACGCGACGUCCCACCGCCGGCGGCAUCAGCAGCAGCAUUGGCCAGUGAGGUACAGGACUUUGAGGCUUCCUCGAAAGACAAACAAGAUGCCGAGGAGGUAUACCUGUGUUUGUGUUGUUUGAAGAUUGGCUUCGAAUAGAAUAGUUCGUUUUUUUUUGCUGCCGAAAGGGGUUCGUUCCUGAAGUCACACCCUACCCCCUUAGCACAUGGCAUUGUUUCCUACCGGAAAGUUUUAUCCGGGUUAUUUUCAGCGAGAUAUGUCUGUAUAUUUUUGCCGAAUGAAUGAAUUGAAUGUGAUAUAUCGGUGCUACACUGCUAAGCUAUAUUGUGCGUUGAACACUGGCGAAUAAUUUUCACGGGCGUGGGGGGGGG